CCAUUGAAAACAGAAAAUCUAUUCACAAUGACAAGAGAUCGUUGAUUAAUUGUGUAACUUACCACUAUUGGUACUCUUCCAGUUGUUUAUCAGAAUAAUGUCAUUAGAUAUUCUUCGAAGAAAUCCACAGGACGAUUUCGAACUCAUCCAAAGAGUGGGAAGUGGAACAUACGGAGAUGUUUAUAAGGCACGGGACUUGAAUUCAGGCGAGCUGGCAGCCAUUAAAGUGAUUAAACUUGAGCCAGGUGAUGAUUUUGCUGUGAUUCAACAGGAAAUUAUGAUGAUGAAAGAUUGUAAACAUCCAAACAUUGUGGCUUAUUAUGGAAGUUAUCUCAGGAGAGAAAAACUUUGGAUUGCCAUGGAGUUUUGCGGUGGAGGUUCUAUGCAAGACAUCUAUCACAUAACUGGGCCAUUGCAAGAGCUACAGAUUGCUUUCCUGUGCAGGGAGACUCUCAGAGGCUUAAGAUAUCUUCACAGCAAAAACAAAAUGCAUAGAGAUAUCAAGGGUGCUAAUAUUCUGCUGACUGACGAAGGGGACGUCAAAUUAGCUGACUUUGGUGUGUCUGCCCAGAUAACAGCUACAAUGUGCAAAAGAAAAUCUUUCAUAGGAACACCCUAUUGGAUGGCCCCUGAAGUAGCAGCAGUUGAAAGGAAAGGAGGUUACAACCAACAGUGUGAUAUCUGGGCUGUUGGUAUAACAGCCAUUGAAUUUGCAGAGUUGCAGCCACCUAUGUUUGACUUGCAUCCGAUGAGAGCACUGUUUUUGAUGUCAAAAAGUGGAUUUAAGCCUCCACAACUCAAGGAUAAAAACAAAUGGAGUCCCGUUUUUCAACAUUUUGUGAAAGUUUCUCUAACAAAAAAUCCAAAGCGAAGGCCAUCAGCUAGUAAACUACUAGAACAUCCAUUCUUUCAAGGUGACAUAACUCGCCGAUUGACCAAAGACCUACUGGAAAAGUCGCGAAAUCCUCCUCAUCACUUUGACACUGUUGAGACAGAUGACGAAGGAUUUCUUGAAGAUGUGCCAAGAAGGAUAUCUUCCAAGAAAACAGCCAGACAAAGUCAGGCAACCAACAGUAUUGAAUUAACAGUGAAUAUGAAUUUUGAGGCUGCUAAGGAGACAGAGGUUUAUGAGCUUGCUCAGCCAUGGAAUACAGCAGAUGGCAAAGAUGACCGCUUUGACACUGCUAGGCCAUGGCCAGAAGAUGACCUUUCUAAAAACAGGUCCCUAUUAGAGUGUGUACAAGAAGAGCUAUUACAGAGGGCUCAGCGGAAUAGUAUAGUAUUGGAGGAAAACCAUUCUUCUGAACAGUCAACACUACCAGUUCAACCGCCAACUCCACCUCCAAAGCCUGCCAACCUGCUAGACAACGUGGACGGAAGACCCGAAGAAGAGCGUCUCGAGGAUCUCGGACCGGACGUGGAGAGCCUGAUUGACCGCAUGUUGACCCUCGACCCCCAGGCUCAUCCAGCAAGAGACUUCCCCAUCAAGGAAGACACCCCUCCAGCACUUCCACCGAAAAUCCGCUCACAUGAGAACGGUGACGUGAAGCAUGCUGCGGACGGCGUUGGUUCCUCACAUGCUGAACCUCCCCCCACCAUUCCUCCACGCACCAGGUCAAAGAAAGAUACUGAGUCUGCACAAACUGAUACCAAGCCCCGACCGGUGAGCAAUGGUCUUCCACCAACUCCUAAAGUACAUAUGGGAGCUUGUUUUUCCAAAGUCUUCAAUGGCUGUCCAAUACAUAUUAAUUGUACAGCUAGCUGGGUGCAUCCUGAUACACGAGAUCAGUACAUUUUGAUCGGUGCUAACGAAGGUCUUUAUACACUAAAUCUGAAUGAGAUUCAUGAAUCAUCUCUGGAACUAGUUCAAGCAAGAAUGUGUACAUGGCUAUAUGUGAUAAAAGAUAUGCUCAUGUCAAUAUCAGGAAAAACUCCACACCUAUACAGACAUGAUCUGAUUAUGUUACACAGUAAACAAACCAGCAUGUUUUCGUUACACAUGAACAAAAUUCCAGAGAAACUUGUUCCAAGGAAGUUACAACCAACCACUAAAGUGCCUGAUACGAGGGGAUGUCGGAAGUGUUGUGUGGGUCGGAAUCCAUAUAAUGGUUACCGCUACCUGUGUGGAGCCCUAUCAAAUGGGGUCAUCCUUAUGCAGUGGUAUGAACCACUCAACAAGUUCAUGCUUUUGAAGACUUUCGAAAUGGAGCAGAUGCCGGCUGAACUUCCUGUGUUUGAGAUGUUCAUUAGCCCAGAACUUGAGUACCCGAUGGUGUGUCUUGGCAUUAGUAAAGGACCUGACCGAAAUCACAUAACAUUUAAUGUGAUUAACCUGAAUUCAGCAUCCAGCUGGUUUGCAGAUUUAGAAAAUUCAGGAGAACCUUUGCCAGUUGUAAAUGUAACACAGAUGGAAAAAGACACAGUGUUGGUGUGUUAUGGCAAUUUUGUGAAAGCUGUCAACAUGUCUGGCAAAUUAAAAUCCAGUAAACGCCAACAAGCAGAAUUACACUUUGAUUUCCCUGUGGAAUCUCUAGUUUGUCUUCAAGACAGUGUCCUGGCAUUUCACAAACAUGGCAUGCAGGGAAGAAGCUUCAAGGCUAACGAGGUAACACAAGAAAUAUGUGACAAGUCAAGGAUAUUUCGCUUACUGGGAUCUGAUAGGGUCAUAGUUUUGGAAAGCCGACCCACAGACUCACCAACAACCAACUCCAACUUGUAUGUACUGGCAGGUCACGAGAAUACAUACUGAAGAGUGGGAUGAAGGAACAGUUUGUUUUGUUUUUUAACCCUAGCAACACCUGUGUCGUGUAUGUCGUAUUUAGUAAGAACAUACAUUUACCUAUCGACGGGUGUUGCUGGAAUGUGCACAUGUGCUCAAUACACAAAGUUGCAUUAUUCCAAUGAGCAACUUAUAAAUGUUUCCAGUUUAGUCAGAUUAGUCAGAAUAUGUUGACACUGCUUUCAGCUGCUUCUUGGAGAUGCCAGAUGGAUGGGCAACCGUACAGUAAGCAAGUGACACUCAAGGUCAACCAAUGAAGUCUUAUCUUAAUCAUGCUUCACUUUGUGCAUCUCAAGGUCAACCAGUGAAGAGGUUUUUUUUGUCAGGUUUGCUUCACUUUGUGCAUCUAAAUGUCUGCUAGUGAAGUCGCUUAAUCUUGCGUUAUACUGUGUAGCUCAAGGUCAACUAGUAAAGUCUCUUAACCUUGCUUCACUUUGUGCAUCUCAGUGUCAACUAGUGAAGUUUUUCUUGUUUUAAUCUUGCUUGAUAUACAUGUAAUCAUAAAUAUUGUUAAAAUAAUUCCAGUUAAUUUUCAGGAAAACAAAUUUUUCUUCAUCUCAAAAUAAGAUUUCUCAAAUGAAUUGUCAAGUGUCAUUACCAAAUUUGUAUUUUGAAGUAAAUAAAAAUGUGAAACGUCACCAAUCUGUUCAGUGCACUGUCCAUUGGAUUAAGGGUAAGUUGUUGAUGCUUUUACUUAUUAUAUAGUCUGAUGUAAAGAUAAUGCUAUUAAUAGUAAUAAUAUCCUUAUUUAUAUGAUUAAUUGAAACAUACAUGUAAAUCAAUAGAGAAUAAUUAUAAUUAUUAAAAAGAAAUUGUCCUUAAUUUGGUUUGUAAAGAAAUGCUUUCUUUUACACCACCCAAGCAUAAAAACACUAGUUUUAAAAACACUAAAUACUUGUUUUUUCUUCAUAAAAGUCUGAAACAAGAAAACAAUGUGAUUUAUGCUGAUCGAUUGAUCAACCAAUCAAUCAACUGGUUUAACAUGCUUACAUCCAAUUAAGGUUCUCUCAUUGUGGGUACAAACUCUGACAUAGCCAGUUUGUACUCAAAAUGAGAGUGAAAGUGGGGGUGUUGUUUAUGGAGGACUAUGGACAAUAUGGAAUGAUACUUAGUACUUUAUGUUGAUUUUCGUUUAAUGCUGUUGUGAAAGAUUUCAUUGGUAACUAGGAUCACUGAUACAGGCUAAUUUAACCCCUUGAAUAUUUUGAAGCUCAAUUGUGUACCUGUUUGUCAUUGUUAACAUUUUAUUACACUUGUUCUGCUAUAUAAUAUUUUGUGUAUUUCACCAAGGUUUGUUGAUGAAAUUCUGUUGUAUACUUAAUAUUUUUAACAUUUAGUUGGUGUAAAAUACCUACUGCUGUUUAAAUCUACUUUGCUGGCAAUAUCUUUAUAGUUAUGCUUGCGUAGUCUGUAGUAAAGUUCGCAGGUUAAUAAAAUAUGUUAGGUUUUCCCCAGAAUAUGCUAUUACCCGGUAAAUGAGAUAUGUACUUUUUAACAUUAUGGGGAUAAUAUUUAUAUUGACCCGGGCCCCGUUCCACGAAACGAUCUUAGCCCUAAGAUUACCGUAAACGCAUAGCUACCCUAUGCACUUAAGUUGAUCUUAGGUCUAAGAUUGCUUCGUGGAACAGGGCCCUGACAUGUAUGUCAGGACUAGGGAUUUGUUCAGGCUAUAUUAGUACGUAUUAUUAAAGUCUAGGGAUGUGAACAUGGUGUUGAUCUGUUUGAGAGUUGGAUCAAACUGCAAAUAACUGUAUGUACACAUGUACCUCUGUGAUAUGCAAGAAAUAGAUGCAAUUAUGUUUACUUUUCAAUGUUAACUAUUGAUAUAUUGCCGACAUUGUAUGUUUAACAUAAAUAUACAGGUAUGUAAGUUCUUUAAGUGAGGUGGUGCAAGUAGUACAGUAGUAGUACAUGUACUUAAAACAUAGAAGAAAAAAAUCCUCCUCCAAAUAUUUGAACAAGAACAGUCUAUGACAUCUGAACAUGGUUUUGCUGAUAUUUGUGAAUUCUGACUACUGUUUGUGAUCUUUCAGAAAGCAAACACUCUGACCAUUACUUUCAUUUCUGGACCUUGAGAAAGCAAACAGACGUAGUGUUGAAAUUUUGCACCACCUUAUUGAGAAGACUUGCUCACACUUUUGUUAACCUACCUGUAAUGUACAUGAGAAUAUAAUGCUGCUUCUGUGCAGUGGAAGUGUAAUAAUUUGAAUGCCACAAAGUCUUUCAUGUGCCACUGUUUUAUGUCAGUGUGGCUGACUGCACACUAGGCUUAUGCAACUUUGUAGACAUUUUGUUUGUUUUGAUUUUGUUUUUUAAAAUUAAUUUUAGAGAACAUGGGAUAUGGUUGAGAUUUGUUUUUUUUACCAAGUGGCUUAGAAAGUAUAUUUGUGUACAGCUGUAUAAUUAUGUAAGAUGUCAAUUAUUUAAUUUCUUUUACUGUAGGUUUGUAUUUACCAUGUAUACUACUAUCUGAUUUGAUUCAGAUUUUUUUUGUAAAGUUUACUUUAUGUUCAGUAAAUUACAAACUCAGGAUUGUUUUAGGUAUGGGGUUUGUGGUGGGGUUGUAAGUGGGAGUUGUUUUUAAUUUAUUUUCUUUUUUUAAUAUUCAGUUAAGAAGAAAAAAAACAUUUUUCAUAUAUGAGUGUUUAUUCACAAUUACAUUCUAAAAUCUGAAAACUGAAAAUUUAAAUUGCUUUAGCACACAUAUUUUACCAUGUUUGAAGAACAAAAUAUAAAUUGUUUUAAGUUGCAGUUCAGUGUUCUAUUAAAUAAAAAGUGUUAUUCCUUUUUAGGCUUUUAGUAAUAUUAAAAACAGUCUAGAUAUAUGUUUAUUUUUUUAGGGAUAUGAAUUUAUUUUUAGAAUAGCUAAUUUCAGAAAUUAUGUAUAUAAAUAAAAUGCUGAUGCUUCUCCAAAGAGUAUGUCUUGAACAGAUUAUUUAAAACUUUUUAUAUCUGUAAUAUAAUUUUGCAGAACCAAUGGUGUAAAUUUUGCUAUUAAACAGUUUCUUGUCAGAUAUAUACAAUGUACUUAACUCGGUUGUUUAAGUAUGUAUUGAAAUUUAGAUAAAUAUAUUGUAAAAUUGUAUAAAGUUUUGUUAUUGUAUGUAAAUAUUGUACAGAUUUAUAUAUGUACAUACAUGUACUUUAUUAAUGUGACAUUGUAAAAGUAAAACAUUUUUAAAUCAUCAUUAAGGACCAUAAAUAUAGUUGACAUAAAUUUACAUUUUAAACGUUUGUUGUAGUAUUAAGUAAAUUAACUGUACCCACACAUUAAAAUUAAUAUAAUUCACUUGGUGAUAUAAACAUUUCAGCAGUGUUGGUUUGAACCAUGUUAUUUGAUGACACAGUGGUUGAGUCUGAUGGAUACAGCUAAGAGUGAGCACACAAUUCAGGGAACAAAUACAAGACCACUUUAUCAAUUUAUCUGUUAUCUACAUAAUUUUCAAUUCUGGAUAUUCAGCAUAGCUGAGAUGUGUGUCUGUAACUAAAAAUAUUAAUAGUAAUAAUAAACUAAAAUAAAUUUUAACACGAGGGAGAUUAAUCAUUCAGUGAGUUUUAGAAACGUGUUUUUUAAGUUUAGAUAGCAAGUAACUCCUUGCUGAACACCUAAUUCUUAGGUGUGGCAUAAAAUGAUUUAUUGGUUUACCCAUUAAACAGACCAAAAAAAACUUUUUUUUACUUGAUUUUAAACAUUUACAGCUUAUCUAAUAUGUCCAACAAAAUAUCGUAUACUUUGAUGUGUACAAAAAAAAAGAUGUUCAUUCUAAUGGCAAAAUGAAUUAAUGCAACUAUGUUUAUGUUCUUUUCAGAGUGUUUGGGGUUUCAUCACAUUUAACCAUUUUAUUAGCUUUGUAUCCACAAUAAUUCUGUUACAUUCUUAUUUAACCAGAUGUUUGCUGUACUAUAUACUAACGAAUGUAGCUAGGAUGUCAUUAUCUUCUUUAUGUUUUUGUGUAUUUUAGUAUAUAAUCACUAUGUUCUUCCUUCUCUUUAGUACAAGGGUUUCCAACCUGGGAGUGCAGAUUCUCCCGGAGUAGAAAUGUGUUUUUUUAACAGGGAAGUAAAAGUCAGAUGAUAACGUUCUCUUUUCAUUGUUAUUUAUAUUAUUUUAGUUAUGUUGAUUUGUUUCAAGUUUACUCAUUUAUAUAAGUGUAUAACUAUAAAAUAAAAUAAAAAAUUCUAUUGUAUAAUUUACCUUGAUAAAUUUUAUAUAGGUCAUAGCAGUGGAUUUGGGAAUAAUAUGAAUAUUUUUGUAAAAACAGGGAAUAGCCUAAGUAAGAUUAGAUGCAUUCCUUUUAGUGUUUUUGUUGCAGUUUCUUUAUGGUAGUAAUUUAUAUAUGCUGAUUUUAUGCACCAGGCACAUUUUUUUCAUGUCUACCAGAAUUAUGUUUUAUGCUUUGCUAUAUAUGUUGACCAUAGGAUGUUGAAGAGUAUAGGUAUUUGGCCAAUGCAGAUUGAUUUAGAUCGGUUCUGUUUACCUUAAAAAACCUUGCAUCUGUGCAUCUGUCCUGGAUCAGGCCCCUGGCUAUCCAGAGACGGGACCCAGGACAGACAUGCUCGAAACCGUAGUGGUAUAUGAGCAUGACAAAUUUAUCUGCUCCGCUCUGCAUCUGUGCAGGAUAUAAUUUAGCAAAAAAUAUGUGAUGAACAGUGUGCUUAAUAUCACACAUAUAUUACCUAUGUCUGUUUCUUCAUUUCUUGAACUAUAUUUUCCAUCUCUAGUCAUAUCACAUCUGAUUCUGGAUUGACUAAUGUUUUCAGGAACAAACUUGGGAGAUUGUCUUUAGUAAUAUUAUUCAUGUAUAGCAGCUAAUUAUAAUUUAGUGCUCUCGCGUAAGAUUAGAUUAUAUGAUCAACUUAUCACAGUUUGGUGAAAUAUUAAUAUUUAUUAUGUCUAGAGCUAUGAGUUGAUACUGUUAAAUAUUUAUUUUAAAAAUAAAAAUGAGAACAACACACAGUGUUCAGUUUUUCACAGAAACUUUUACAUUAUCCGUUGUUAUUUAAAAUUGUCUUUUAGUCUGCUUAGUAGGUAAGCAUAUUUAUAAUAGACAUUUAGACUGCAUCAGGCUGUGAUCUGCAUUUGAGUUGUUUUAAGAUAAUUAAAGUAGUAAUUGAUUUUUGUGUAUUAAGACUGAUACUAAAAGGACUGCCUAUACAUUCACACAUACUUCAUCUUUUCUAAAAUCAAUUAACUAAACUUUUGCAGAAGUUUGUUUCGUCCCCAGUUUAUUUUAUAUCUUGGAUUUGUUUUGCUUGAAGUACAGAAUGCUCAGUACAUAUGGUAAUCUCAGUGAAUCUCUUUAUUGUGUUCAGUUCUAUAUGCCAUGUUCUUACUUGCCCUAGUGUAUUUAGUAGAAUUUGUGUUAUUUUCAAAUAUGCAAUAAAUGUAUCAGUUUCACAAUGAAAAUCUUUGUAUGUUAUGCUUCUUUAAGAAAUUUAUAUUUUAUGUUUAGAAUAAUGUAAAACAAAAUUACAAAUUCUUAAGCAAUAUUUUUUUAAUUAUUUUAAUUAGGUGUUUUUUUUAAUGAGAUCUUAAGUUAUAUUUGUUAUGCAAAACUUAGUUUAAUAUUAUUAUUGUUUUACUUUUUUUGAAGUCUGAAUAUAUGAAACAUACACUAAUUGUAUAUAUUGCUUACCUCUUAAAGGGGCAUACUUGAAUUUUUUUAGAUGAUAUGUAUUGUUGCUAAACUUGAAGGUAUGGUUUAGAUACUACAGGGUGCAUUUUUGAACACCAACUCACGUUAGAAAUUAGUUACAGUAUCAUAACACCCACCACACAUUAGAAAUUGGUUAUAGUACCAUAACACCCACCACACAUUAGAAAUUAGUUACAGUACCAUAACACCCACCACAUUAGACAUUAGUUACAGUACCAUAACACCCACCACACAUUAGAAAUUAGUUACAGUACCAUAACACCCACCACACAUUAGAAAUUAGUUACAGUACCAUAACAGCUACCACACAUUAGGGCAUUAGUUACAGUACCAUAACACCCACCAUACAUUAGAAAUUAGUGUAUUUCAGUGUAUAAUCAGACAUUGUACAUGUAGGUAGAGAUUUGUAACUGCCCUGUGUGAAUAAUAUCUAUGAGGACAUUUUAAAUAACUACUUUCAGCAGUCAUGCUCGUCUCUCUCUCUCUCUCUCUCUCUCUCUCACUCUCACUCUCACUCUCACUCUCACUCUCACUCUCUCUCUCUCUCUCUCUCUCUCUCUCUCUCUCUCUCUCUCUCUCUCUCUCUCUCUCUGAUAAAAAUGUUAUUUAAUCCACCGGGGUACCUAAAAAUGUCUGAGUGUAAUUAUUUUUAGGCAGUAAGAUUUGUAUCAAGACAUGCACUAGUGUUUAAAAAAGAUAUUAUUUUCAAAUACUGAUUUUAUUUUAAAAACUCAAGGAUUUUAUUAAAAUUUGGUUAAUAUAUUGAAUAGUUAUUAUAGAUUACAAUUAGGAGAAAACUUGUCUCUAAUUUUUUCUAGUAUUCUGUUAUAAAUAAAGUAAGCAAAUAAAUAAUAUAAAUAUGUUUUUCCACAUACAUUUAUUUUCAUCUGGUAGUCUUCACAACUAUCAUUGGAAAAGCUUGAUUAGCUGCAGUUAUAUGCUUUUUUUAUUUUAUUAUUUGAUCAUAGUAUGGAUGCUAAUAAAAUGUGAUGUGUAAUAGCUAAUAAAAUGUGAUAUGUAAUACCUCUUUAAAAAUGCCAGAAACAAUCUCUAGACAAUCAGCAAGGCCAGAGAAGUAAGGUGUGUGAAGGCGACGACUCAAGAUGAACAUAUUUUACGGUUAAUAAAUAUACUAAAAUGUACAUGAAACAUUUUCAUUCAUUUUUUUUUUUUUUUUCCCUUGUUGUUUUUGACUAAUUUUAUUGACUUGAACUUAGCAAAAGUGAUAGGUAGGAUUUAUUAAAGUACUCCUUUCAACAAAAUUUAAAUGUUUACAGUUGGCCUUAUUUGAUGGGGUGAGGUACAUGUACAACUUUUAAAAAAUAAAUCUUGUAUCAUACCUGCUCAAGUGGUAUCAUAAUAGUGUCUCUUCAGAUGCGACUUUAUGAUCAAAUCAUCUCAGUAUAGUACCAGUCGACCUGUGUUAAGCAGUAGACUAACUUUCUGUUACUUCCUUAGGUGACUGCAUAAUGUAUUUGUAAAUUAAAAAAUGUCAAAAUGAGUUCAGGAUUGUAUACUUUGUCUGACAAUUUCUGUGAAUUAUGUUAAAUAAGUUUAUUACAUUGUCACUUCUUAGAAAAUCAGUGCCUGAUACAUGUUGAAAUUGUAGAGCUUUUUAAAAUUAUUAUUAGAUCAUUAUAAUAACCAAUAGAUAGAGCAACCAGCACUUCCAUACCUUUAGAAUAAGGUUAGAAGGUACCGGUACCCAUUAAUGUAUAUUAGUGAUUAAAUCAUAUUGGAUGUUAUUGAAAGAGGUGAUUUUUUGUUCUUAAGUAAUGGUAUAGUAUUACAUUACUAUGAAUUUUAAAAUUUCAACAACAGGUAAAGCAUUAUUUUGACUGGAAUGUUGAGGAGGAUUAUUUGAAUUUUAUGCUGUCAUGUGUGUAUAAGUGUGUCUGUUUUGUGUGUGAAACGGUUACUCAAGCACAACUUUUAACAGUUCAUGAAUGAGUGCUUCACUGCCACUAUCUUGUUUUUAGUUAAACCUUUGUGUUAAGCACAUACAGGACAAAUUAAGAAAAUCUUAAUACAUGUAUACAUUUUACUAAAUAUUAGCAAAUCCAAACAAAUUGUCUUCUGCAUUGAUUAGUUUUGGGGGGGAGGGGUUUGUCUGUCUGUUUUUCUUGGUUUUUGGAGGAGUUUUCUUUUUUUGUGUGUAUUAUGUAACACUGUUACCGGUAUACAAACACAGUAGUUGACGAUUUUCAAAGAACUAAUUUGUCUCUGGUAUACACCAUCCUGAAUUGUUAAUUAAUAAUAGAUUUACUAUUUUUAUUAAUUCUUGCUUUCAUUUUAAUUUUUUGAAAUUUUAUUGUUAAAUUUGAAGACUAUGAAACUUGUUUAAUUAGGUUUGUCUCGUCAAACAGUGUCUCACAAAUGUCUUAGCUUUUAUUUCUCUUACUGUUGUAAUAGUCCUACAGGAUCUAACCCUCUUGGAUAGGAUUACAAAGAUAACUUGACACACUAAAUGUUUGGGGGUUUUGGGGGUUUUUUUUUUAAUAUUUAAAGUGUUGGUGGUUUUUAAGUUACCAAGAUGUUAUUGGGGUUUUCAAUUUCAUUUUCAAUCUAAACAUUUGGUCUCUCAUAAGUGAUACUUAAUUGUUUGUCAAAGGAUAUUUGAAUAUUGUUAUUUGCAUACAAUUUAAUACAAAAUUUUGAAUGCAUGUUCAUACCGUGUCAUAUGUGUAUGUACAAAUAUCACUAUUGGCUAGGAUUAAAACUGGAAAUUAAGUCUUAUGGUCAUUAUUAUUUCUUUGUUUCUGUAUCAACUAUUUCAUAUCAUUUUGUAAUACAAGUUUUACAUUUGAAAAAGCAUCAAUAAUAUCAAUAUUAGAAGUACUUUUAAAUUUUGUGGAAUUUAAUCAUCAAAUAAUAUUGGGCUGCAUUAAGUUGCAUCCUAUAUAUUUAAUCUGGGUCCCUUUUGUUAAUCUCUUUUCAUCUUCCUUUUGUUUUGCAGUGAACAUUCCUUGGUUAAGUGCUUCUGUGCACAUAAACCGCUGUCAGAUUAUUAAAUAAAAUGUGUGCGUGCAGUUUGUUACAUGUGGUGCUGCAUUACAAGCCAUACUGUUGUUUUGGUGUUUUUUUAAAGAUCUCUUGGUUCAGAAAACAUGCAUCUUGGUAAAUACACACAGUGUUUUGUCUCGCAGGUUGUGUCUUGUUGAAGUUUAUUAUUGCAGAAAUCAAAAUGUUUGUUGCUAUAGUUAUGCCAAGAAAAUAUAAUUUAGCAUAUUUCCAUAAAUGAUUGUAACUGUUAUAUGAUUUGUACAUUAUUUUAAAAAUGCUGAUGUGCUCUACAUGCUGCAUGUAUUAGAACAUAUAUUAAAUAAAGAUACUAAACGUU
Gigantopelta aegis is the source of this 11776-nucleotide messenger RNA. RefSeq names its product mitogen-activated protein kinase kinase kinase kinase 5-like. The transcript has 33 exons. Gene Ontology annotation, molecular function: ATP binding; MAP kinase kinase kinase kinase activity. Lineage: Eukaryota; Metazoa; Mollusca; Gastropoda; Neomphalida; Peltospiridae. The record is from RefSeq and is a predicted model, not a curated record. Bases 98 to 2749 code for a protein of 883 amino acids. Gene Ontology annotation, biological process: protein phosphorylation.